UCUAUUGUGCUUCAAAUUUGGUUAAGUGUCUACUUGGAGCAUCAAAGCCAUGGCCUUCAAUAAGCGUUUUGAAAUCCUGGCCCUUUUAAUUUUGGUUGUGAAUAAUGUUGCUGCUCAGAAGAAGGAUGGGUUAGGAGCUUCUUUUAUAUUUGGAGACUCCUUGGUGGAUGCUGGAAAUAACAACUAUCUUUCAACUCUUUCUAAAGCAAAUAUUCCUCCUAAUGGAAUUGAUUUCAAGGCCUCUGGGGGGAACCCCACUGGCCGUUAUACCAAUGGUAGAACCAUCGGUGACAUUGUAGGAGAGGAAUUGGGACAACCAAAUUAUGCUGUCCCAUUUUUGGCCCCAAAUGCAACUGGGAAAGCUAUACUUUACGGAGUGAAUUAUGCUUCAGGAGGAGGAGGAAUUCUUAAUGCAACUGGAAGAAUAUUUGUGAAUAGGAUAGGGCUUGAUAUUCAAGUAGAUUACUUCAGCAUAACAAGAAAGGAGAUUGAUAAAUUGCUAGGUGAAUCAAAAGCCAAAGAGUACAUAAUGAAGAAAUCAAUUUUCUCCAUUACUAUUGGAGCCAACGAUUUCCUCAACAAUUAUCUUCUCCCAGUUCUCUCUAUUGGGGCCAGAAUUUCUCAAAGCCCAGAUGGUUUCAUAGAUGACAUGAUUACUCAUUUCAGGGCCCAACUUACUAGACUUUACGAAUUGGAUGCUCGGAAGUUUGUGAUUGGGAACGUUGGUCCAAUAGGGUGUAUUCCAUACCAGAAAACGAUAAAUCAGCUGAAUGAAGAUGAGUGCGUGGAUUUGGCAAACAAGCUUGCGCUUCAGUACAAUGCCCGAUUGAAGGAUUUGCUCGCUGAGCUCAACGAUAACCUCCCCGGAGCCACCUUUGUCCUUGCAAAUGUCUAUGAGUUAGUCAUGGAACUCAUAAAAAAUUAUGACAAAUAUGGAUUCACAACAGCAAGUAGAGCAUGUUGCGGAAACGGGGGCCAGUUUGCAGGGAUAAUCCCAUGUGGACCCACUUCAAGUAUGUGCACCGAUAGGUACAAGCAUGUCUUCUGGGAUCCCUACCAUCCAAGCGAGGCUGCAAACUUAAUCCUCGCCAAGCAGCUUCUUGAUGGAGACACCAGAUACAUUUCUCCUAUCAAUCUCAGGCAGCUCCGGGAUCUUUGAUCUUUCACUUUCUGUACCCAAUAUUUGUCUCCACUUUACAUACAAUACCAUUAUUAAACACCUAUUUUAAUUUUUCUUCACUAAACUAUCAAAAACAUUCACAAAAGAUUGAAAUGCGAACGAAAUUAAUCGUAAAUGAUGGAAACUCAUUUGGUAAUUAUGUUAAAUUUGUGUCCCUUUGUCAAAAUUGACCAACCCUUGACUUUUGCCCUGGUAAUAAAAUGGAAGAUAACAUAUACAAGCAUCUGAUAAGGUUUGGUCAUUUUUGUUGAAUACACAUAAUCAUAUAUAAUUAUCAUAUGAAUUUCUAUUUUUUAUUUUUGUUUUCGUUCACGUUUUUAUCUUUUUGCAAAUAUUUUUGGUAAUUUAGUUUUCUGUGUUGUAUUUGUUGUCUAUGAAACUGUAGCCGUGAAGAAGCACCUUUUGUGGAUUGGCUUCUUUUUAUUAAUUACUGUAAAAAAUACAUGUAGUUUCACAGUCGUCACUUGUUUAAUUA
Messenger RNA from Arachis stenosperma, 1655 nucleotides. RefSeq names its product GDSL esterase/lipase At2g23540. The coding region runs from base 50 to 1159 and encodes 369 amino acids. Lineage: Eukaryota; Viridiplantae; Streptophyta; Magnoliopsida; Fabales; Fabaceae. The transcript is spliced from 5 exons. The record is from RefSeq and is a predicted model, not a curated record. Gene Ontology annotation, molecular function: hydrolase activity, acting on ester bonds.